AUGGGGUUCAGGGUCUCAGUCUUUGGUGAUGCUCGUGCCGCUGCCCCGCAGGAGGCGGACGGGACGCUGGACUGCAUCAGCAUGGCGCUGACGUGCACCUUCAACCGCUGGGGCACGCUGCUGGCCGUGGGCUGCAACGACGGCAGGAUCGUCAUCUGGGACUUCCUGACCCGCGGCAUCGCCAAGAUCAUCAGCGCCCACAUCCACCCCGUGUGCUCGCUGUGCUGGAGCCGGGAUGGGCACAAGCUGGUCAGUGCCUCCACCGACAACAUCGUGUCGCAGUGGGAUGUGCUGUCCGGGGACUGUGACCAGAGGUUCCGCUUCCCCUCGCCCAUCCUCAAAGUCCAGUACCACCCCCGGGACCAGAACAGGGUGCUGGUGUGUCCCAUGAAGUCAGCCCCAGUGAUGCUGACCCUGUCAGACUCCAAGCACGUGGUGCUGCCCGUGGACGACGACUCCGACCUCAACGUGGUGGCGUCGUUUGACCGGAGGGGGGAAUACAUCUACACCGGCAACGCCAAGGGCAAGAUCUUGGUCUUAAAAACAGACACUCAGGAUCUUGUUGCUUCCUUCAGAGUGACCACAGGGACCAGCAACACCACGGCCAUUAAAUCCAUCGAGUUCGCCCGCAAAGGGAGCUGCUUCCUGAUCAACACGGCCGACCGCAUCAUCCGCGUGUACGACGGGCGCGAGAUCCUGACCUGCGGCCGCGACGGCGAGCCCGAGCCCAUGCAGAAACUGCAGGACCUGGUCAACAGGACCCCCUGGAAGAAGUGCUGCUUCUCGGGGGACGGCGAGUACAUCGUGGCGGGCUCGGCGCGGCAGCACGCGCUCUACAUCUGGGAGAAGAGCAUCGGCAACCUGGUGAAGAUCCUGCACGGCACCCGCGGCGAGCUGCUGCUGGACGUGGCAUGGCAUCCUGUCCGGCCCAUCAUCGCUUCCAUUUCCAGCGGCGUCGUUUCCAUCUGGGCUCAGAACCAAGUGGAAAACUGGAGUGCUUUUGCCCCAGAUUUCAAGGAGCUGGAUGAAAAUGUGGAAUAUGAGGAGAGGGAAUCAGAAUUUGACAUUGAGGAUGAGGAUAAGAGCGAGCCAGAGCAGACAGGGGCUGAUGCUGCAGAGGAUGAGGAGGUGGACGUGACCAGCGUGGAUCCCAUCGCCGCCUUCUGCAGCAGUGACGAGGAGCUGGAGGACUCCCGGGCGCUGCUGUACCUGCCCAUCGCCCCCGAGGUGGAGGACCCCGAGGAGAACCCCUACGGGCCCCCGCCCGACGCCGUCCCGGCCGCGCUGCCCGACGACGCCCUGGGCCCCGACAGGAAACGGCCCAGCUGCUCCGACGGGCCCCAGGCCCCCAAGAAAAAACCCAAAACCACCAACAUCGAGCUCCAGGGAGUCCCCAAUGACGGUGGGUGCGAGAUUCCCGGGACUUGGGGCGACGGUAAAUCCAAGAAGAAGCAGGCGGGCAGGCCCAAAGGAUCAAAAGGUAAAGACAAAGAUUCUCCAUUUAAACCGAAACUCUACAAAGGGGAC
Messenger RNA from Ficedula albicollis (Collared flycatcher), 1527 nucleotides. It is a transcript of the gene RBBP5, whose product is annotated as retinoblastoma binding protein 5. Gene Ontology annotation, molecular function: protein binding. NCBI's taxonomy places the organism in Eukaryota, Metazoa, Chordata, Aves, Passeriformes, Muscicapidae. The annotation marks the transcript as partial. Gene Ontology annotation, cellular component: Set1C/COMPASS complex. The record is from RefSeq and is a predicted model, not a curated record. The transcript has 12 exons.